Colletotrichum gloeosporioides is the source of this 1233-nucleotide messenger RNA. RefSeq names its product 6-hydroxynicotinate 3-monooxygenase. The transcript is spliced from 9 exons. The coding region runs from base 1 to 1233 and encodes 410 amino acids. Gene Ontology annotation, molecular function: monooxygenase activity; FAD binding. Lineage: Eukaryota; Fungi; Ascomycota; Sordariomycetes; Glomerellales; Glomerellaceae. The record is from RefSeq and is a predicted model, not a curated record.
AUGCGGGUGGGAAUUGUGGGUGCUGGCAUUGGAGGCCUUAUGGCAGCAAUUACCUUGCUAGAAGGAGGACAUCAAGUUGAGAUUUUCGAGAAGUCUCAAUUCAGCAAAGAAGUCGGAGCAGCUAUCUCAGCACCACCCAAUUCCUCAAGAAUCCUUGAUUACUUCGGUUUCGAUUUCAGUCGCGCCAAGGCCACGCCGGCAGAAAGUCUGAUCUACAACAACGACGCCGAAGAUUUGGGGGACAAGACAGUACUUCCUCUCUCAGAUUAUAAGUCCAAGUACGGAUCUGCUUGGCACUUCUUCCAUCGCGUCGAUCUCCAUGAUGAGCUUAGGAAGCUUGCAACUGAACCAACUCCUUCACGGAAGGGGUUUGCUCGCCUUCAUCUCGCCACACCCGUUUCAAGUGUCGAUCUGGAUGGAACUGUUCAUUUCCCAGAUGGAACGACAGUGAAGAAGGAUCUUGUCGUCGCAGCCGAUGGCGUCCGUUCCUCCUUCAUAUCCACGGUGUUGGGUGAAGAGAUACCGUCUCAGCACUUCAUGACAAUGACUCGGUUGCUGCUGCCUACGGAGCAUAUGACUCAUGAUGCCGAUACUAACGCUUUUUUCAAGGGCGGAUACAACUCUAUUAGAGUCCUCAGAGUUGACGACGGCAGUCUUGUGACGUAUGGCUGCAGAAAUGGCGCGCUGCAGAACAUUGCAUUCAUGUAUCCAGCAGAGCAUCUUAAGGACGCCACCACAGUCAAUAACGGGUCAAAGACUGAUGCUCAUCCUGGAGGCUUCCUGAAAAAAUAUCCUGCUUUCAUCCAGUCUCUCGCAUCGAAGGCCAGUGGCAUAGGAGAAUGGAAGCUCCUAACGAGAAAGCCUCUUGACAGAUUUGCCCGAGGUCGGCUGGCGAUCAUUGGUGAUGCGGCUCAUCCAAUGCCUCCCUUACGUGCGCAAGGGGCGUCCAUGGCGAUUGAGGACGCCGCCGCUCUCGGUGUGCUUAUGUCAAGGUUGACAACCUUAGAGGAUAUCCCGACGCGAUUGGAAAUGUUCAAUGACCUGCGAGUCAAGCGAGCCGCUACUGUGCAGCUCAUGUCGUCUCAACACAAAUGGGACCCUAAGAAGGUCCCGGAAGAAUACGUCCACUACUUUGGCGAAGACAUUCCACAAAACGAUGUGGACUUGGAGAGGUGCAGUUGCGACCACAACGUCAUGAAAGAGGCGUUCAAGAUGUUGCAGAAGGAAGAUUAG